GGACCCAUUUUGUGAUGGAGCAAGCUACCUGCCUUGCACAGCACCUGUGGGUGCUCUGGUGCAGCUGCCUCAAAUAGCAGCCUUGGUUUCCUGUGGUGUGGGUUGAGAUGGAGGAGCAGGUUGGGCAGCAGAUAUUGUUCCCCUUUUGCAGGUCUAAAGGCAUGGGUGCUGCAACAGUUAUCUCUACAAAUCCUUUAAUGGAACAGUUGUAUCUAAAAUAUCAACAAAGACCAUGGAGUGAAACUCUGAAACUUGUCCAUUUCUGCAUGGAUAAGCCACGUCGAUCUCCUGUCAGUGAUGCUCCAGAUGAUCCAUUGCUCUCAUGCAUGGAGAAGCUGCAGAGAACACUAAAUGAUAAAUCUUUGUUUUCUGCGAUGAACAGAUUGGAAUCUUUAUCCAAACAAAAAGGGCUUAACUCUCAUGUUAGCCCCAGUGGGACUUCCUGCUACAUAACCUCGAACAUGUUUUAUAUAGAAGUGCAGCUGGAGAAGGAUGGAAGGGUGAUGGAUGCAAAGCUCGCUCACCUUGGAGAGGCUCCUGUGACUUGUGAUGACUUGGUGCAGCACCUCAGGAUGAAGAAUUAUGACGCGUUUGGAAAGAUUCUAGAAGAUCUGUCAAAUCUGUAUCAAAUUCCAGGAAACAGCGAAAUGAAAGCUAAGGGUUACCUUGCAUUGCAGUCCCUUGAAAAAGAUCUUCAUUCAAUGUCUCUUCUACACAGAACACAGGAUGUAAACAGAGUUACUGAAGUACUUCAUGGAAAAGUAGGACACCUGGUGCCAAGAACUGGAGGAACUCCCAUGAACAUUGAAUUUUACAUUUCUCCAUAUCAAAUUCUGGAAGCGGAGCUCAAUCCUGGUUCUCUGGUUUGUGGAACAAAAGCAGUUGUGACUGUUGAAGGCACAGAUAUGCUCCACAAACUUCCUCUUUCUCCGCUGCUUGUAGACUCUCAAGCUGAAGAAGAUGGCAACCCUACUUUUUUGCCACUGACUAAUGAACUCAGUGUGGAUUUGUCAGCUUAUUUUUUGUUGAAGUUUCAUCAGCCUAUUCCUCUGUCCUUACCCAACCUUGAAGAGAUACAGAUGCUCACAGGAAUUCAGAUUACUGCCUUGAAACUAGCUCCUUUGUAUAAGCUGAUUAUUCAGUCUACCCUUAAAGAAAAAUGUAGUGAAGAUUUGUCUACACACAAAUCCUGUUUCUUUGUGUCUCUUCCAGAUUGCCCAAAGCACUGUUAUUUCAUAAACAAGGGCUCCGAAAAAUCAAAUUUAGCAGGAGCCUUGGUGAGUAAAAUCCCAUUUACCCAUCCAAAGUGUGUGCCUGCUGUAAUAGAGAUUCUUCGACAUCAGAUGGCAUAUAACAGUCUUAUUAGCAGCUGUGUUUCUGACAAGUAUACAAAUGAAGAUGAUUCAGAACUGCUUUACUUUGAAGUGAUACCACACAAGAACACCAGCUUUUCUGUCUUCUUUAUUCAUCCUAUGAGUGAAAAUUUAGCUUGUGUGACUAUUGAUGUUGUAACCUCCAGAGAAGUCCAGUGUAACCUUCAUUUACAUACUCAAGAUCCAACUCUAAAUUCUAGUGAUGGUUUUAUAUCAAGAUCUGUGAAGCGCUGCAUGUCAGUUCCAGUUGUCAUGAGAGCUAUCUACAGGAAGGCUACCAAAUUGGAAGCUGAUAGUGGAACACAAGGCACAGAAGUAGACACAAAACAAAAAUCUGAACUGCCAUGUGAGCAAAUUAUUGAUUCUAAUAGACUUGAAGAAAGUCUUUCUGCAGAUGGACAACAAGAUCUGCUUAAGACAAAUAAGGAAAGUGUUCCAGACUGCCCAGAACGAAGACUCUCCACAGCCAAGCUGGAAACUUUAGGUGAUGAGAUGGAAAAAAGUAACGCUAUCGUCAACACAGAAACCUUGUCCAGAGUGGAAGAAAUGAAUUCCACUGCUAGUACAGAAGCUGUAAUGAAAGAUAAGUGAAACACAUCAUGUAAUCUAUUGUUUAAUAAUUGAGCAAGAAAGGAAUAUGUUCCCAAGCAUAGCUUGCUUUUGCAGUAGUAGUUGGAGAGAACUUGGUAAGCUCGCUAUUUACUUAAUUUCUGAAUGGAGUUUCCUGUUCACAUCAAAAUAACUCUUCAACUUACACUUUCUUUCUGGUAACCACUGUUUUUGUUUCAUUGUAUUCUACUAAGGAUAGGAAAAAAAUAAGUUUGAUUUAUGUGAUGCAGGUUAUAACAUAACACAUGCACUAUAAACAGAAAAUAAAAAGUACCAAUGUCAGUGUUAUGUUAAAUAAACUGAGAAAAAGCUGAUUGAACAAUUCUGACAUAUAUAAUACGUGCAAAUAGCCUUAUUCAAUUCCACUAUUUCAGUCACAAGUUCAGUAUGAGAUUAUUAAUUACACAGUUCAAUUUUUUUUUUCCUCUAAUGUAGAAAGUGGUAAAGAAUAGCAACCAAACUUAAUGUAUAACAACUCCAUGGCAGGAUAAUAGUUUUUAUUUUAAAAUUUACAUUAUUUUUUCCAGAGAAUCAGUUUUUAAUUCUUGCUUCUUGGUUUUGGCUUUGAAGUAUAAAAAUACUCUGUGACGUUUUUCUGUUUAGUUCUAGUUAAGGUUUGAACAACUGACUUCUCUCUGUCUAGACUUACUUUGUGUGAGACAUGGAAGAAUUGUAAAAGUGAAAUAAAGUACAAGAACUCUUGA
Messenger RNA from Coturnix japonica (Japanese quail), 2686 nucleotides. Its product is annotated as mediator of RNA polymerase II transcription subunit 1-like. NCBI's taxonomy places the organism in Eukaryota, Metazoa, Chordata, Aves, Galliformes, Phasianidae. Gene Ontology annotation, molecular function: transcription coregulator activity; nuclear retinoic acid receptor binding; nuclear thyroid hormone receptor binding. Gene Ontology annotation, cellular component: mediator complex. Gene Ontology annotation, biological process: cellular response to thyroid hormone stimulus; regulation of transcription by RNA polymerase II. The record is from RefSeq and is a predicted model, not a curated record.